This is a messenger RNA of Sphenostylis stenocarpa, 260 nucleotides long. Lineage: Eukaryota; Viridiplantae; Streptophyta; Magnoliopsida; Fabales; Fabaceae. The record is from the annotation of a GenBank genome assembly.
GUGUUAUGGUGAAAGCAAAAUCCAAAGAAAUGAGCUCCAAAAUUCUACGUGGAUUUCUAAAUGGGUCACACAGUACUAAAGGAGGUGGUGGAGGGACCUUGGUGUGCAUGAAAACCAAAGCUCAUUGGCGUGUUAUUUUCCAUUACACUUGUACGCUUUCAUCUCCUUUCACUUCCACUUUCUCUCUCCUUCGUGUGCUUUUGCUUCAUAUUCUACCGACAUCACUCCAACCUAAUGGGGCUAACUCUGUUUCUGCGUAG